AUGGGGAUCAAGCGCUCACACCGCGAUUCCUCGUCAUCAGACAGCACACCCUACUCGCGUGAGACGUCUGUCGACAUCAAGAUUGUCCACUUAGAUACCGAAUCUGCCAUCUCUGACGAACCAACCAUCAUGAAGUGCUCACUGCCUCCACACGAGCCGCUGGCUUUCGCGUCUAUUGAGGAUCACGAUGUGCACUAUCAGCAGGUCCACAUGAACCGAUGCAGCGAAUGCCACAAGAACUUUCCAGAUCAGCAUUAUCUCCAUCUGCACAUCGCAGAGUACCACGAUCCCAUCAAUGCUGCUAAACGAGAUCAAGGAGAGAAAACGUAUGCCUGUCUUCUACCGGAGUGCGAUCGCAUGUGCAGCACGCCACAAAAGCGCCGCCUGCACUGUAUAGACAAACACCAAUUUCCCCGCGAGUUCGACUUCAUUGUUGUGAAGGAUGGUAUAGACCGCAGAAGUAGCAUGUUAAUACCCUCUCAUCGACGCAGAAGCUCUACCAUGAGCUCAGCGAGCAACGCUACUGGACGGCGGAGAGGUGAGUCGAAUGCAAGCAUAGUAGGCGAUACCAUGGAUACGGAACAGGACGAGGGAGAUACUCGUCGGUAUCCCACCAAGCUUCAUGGGCGUGGAGGAUUUGGUGGUCGCGGGCUCGGACGCGAAGAGGCAGCAACAGUUACUGCCACGAAGCCGGCUACUGCUGUCCAGUCAGCCGACCCCAUGGACAGUCUAACUUCCAGCAUGUCUUCACUCAAAUUCAUCCCUCACAGUGUUCGGGUAGCGCGUGGACGGGGCAGGGGAAUAGGCGCUUGA
Molecule: messenger RNA, 813 nt
Organism: Alternaria postmessia
Lineage: Eukaryota; Fungi; Ascomycota; Dothideomycetes; Pleosporales; Pleosporaceae
Exons: 2
Coding region: 1-813 (270 amino acids)
Source: RefSeq, a predicted model, not a curated record